CGACGGCUGUAGGCUCUUGCUGAGCCCACCACCAAGUUGUCUCACAUCCUCUGCGGAUACAACCUGUACCAUUCUCUCGUUCUAUGAAAAAAACCAUACAUUCAUACUUUUGUCAGCUAAGAAUGACUCUCGAGUCACCCAUAUUUUCCCUGCUACGCUAAAUAUCUGUCAUUUUCAACUUGCAUAUUGCAAUUCAUGACAGUAGCACGCCGUUUGUUAUCAGUAUACGCGAUGCUGCAAUACCACCAUCGCUAGCAAUUACUUCUCGCGGCGCCGCAGUUUGCUCUUCCAAUGGGCAUAUUAUCAUUUGGUAUUGCCCAGCAUUCAAUUGGUUUCGGGCCUACGAGCUGUUCAAAACGGCGCAAGGCUGUUGGUGAAACAGAUCUUCACAGAACUCGUUGUUCAACACAGAGAUAUCGAAAACGCACACGCUCUGAGUUAACGACCAAAUAUGAAAUAUUACUAUGCAAGUCAGGAAUGGAGGAAAUACAUUCUCAUAUGUCGUUGUCCCCAAAAUAGUCAUUCCUUGCUUCUCGACUUUGUAUUAUAUCUUCGUUUUUCAUUCUAUGUCCGUGACGUGGGACAAGUUGGUCAGUCGCAUCCGAAAGCAACGAUGCUCUAUCGUUGAUAGACCAUAUUCCGAGCUUAGCCGAAACAAAGUGUGCGCAUUCAAUGAGCCCAUUCUUCAACGCAGAGGUCGCACACUCUCAAGCCCCAUCAACAACCAAACGGGGAGGACCGUUAUGUCACUAUCAGCGUGGGACGUCUCUGCCAGCGAUCAGAAGGUGAUUGCAGAACGAAAUUUUUAUCGUCCAUAAAAACAUCAAGUUUAGCCGAAACAAACUGUCUACCUCUACCGAGCCCAUGCUUCAACGCAGUGAGGUCACGCAGUUGCAUGCCCAUCAGGAACCAGAUGCGGAAGGCGGAUCUGUCACUGUCCCGGUGCAUUGUUUUCUUACGUAUUCAUUCUCAUCUUUCGCAACUAUCCAGCGGGGCUUAUUAUCAACCGCUUCACUUACCUGUAGACAUUCCUUAGGAAAACAAGUGCUAUCGUAUGUCGUUG
This is a messenger RNA of Serpula lacrymans var. lacrymans S7.9, 1063 nucleotides long. RefSeq lists its product as uncharacterized. The record is from RefSeq and is a predicted model, not a curated record. NCBI's taxonomy places the organism in Eukaryota, Fungi, Basidiomycota, Agaricomycetes, Boletales, Serpulaceae. The transcript is spliced from 4 exons. Bases 465 to 818 code for a protein of 117 amino acids.